AGUACGUUCACCUAAAAGAUCCGGUUCUUUUGAACGAAUCGUUCGCGAACGAAACAACACUACCGGAACGUUCGUGGUGUUGCGUGUUCUUGGUGGGAACAUUUAAGAAGACGGAGUACCUUACCGAUCGUGUAGCACUCGGUGCUGGUUUUUUAUUUGUAUAUCUCAAUUUCAUGGAGUAUACUCAUCGUAUAGCAGUUUGUAAAGGUUUCCACUGAACGCGGAGAUAGAAAUAUCGCGAUGAAUGCCGUCUUUCGAAAGGUAAUCUCGUUUUUAAAGUCCUAAUGGUGAAUGUUUCUGUUUUUACAGAGGUCAUCCAGUAGUAAUCGUGGUAUAACUCACAGCUUACAAAAAUCAGAUAUCCACUAUUCCAAGGUAUCAAAAUAUUGUGGAAGAGUCCGGUUUCUUGUCAGUUACUUAAGCCCGGAAAGAACAUGGACCAACUGAUAAACUCAGAACACCUGCGAAGGUUCACGGAGUCUGUAAAAUCUGACAUUAAGACAACAGCUGAACUUUAUUUUGUAUUUUAUUUUUGUUCUGGUCUAGUUGCAGCAGUCAUCUGUAUUAAAUCAAGCUCUGACAUUAUGCCGGUAAGUCUUUGCUUUAUAAAUGUUGGAAAGCCUUUUCAUUCAUGUUUAACCCUUAUCUAUCAUGACAUCUAUCACUUUUUAUUUAUUUAAAUACUGUUUUGAAUAACUCACUUGUCCCAACUAUGUGAAAAAAAAAUCACAUCAUGGUUUAGUGUAAGCGUAAUAUCUUUACGAUAUGGGGAAUCUCCGUUUUCCAUACUGUCUCUGACUCGUGCUUUUAUUUUGAAAGGGCCACGCCGUGCGUCGGGCUUCCUGUCUUGGGUAAGUGUUUAAAAACUGCAAAUCUCUUUGUUAAAAAUAUGACUGUGCUCUAUCUAUCUAUCUAUCUACACACAUAUGAUGUUGACGUGAGUGAACAGACUGUGAUUAUGACCUCCGUGUUUUUCCACAGCCUCCGUGAACACAAGACAGCACAGAUCCAUGCCAACACACGGGAUUGGGCGAUGGGGACACCUCGUAACUAGGGAACCAGUAAGUCUAUGAGAGCAGAUGACACUUGGGAACAAAUUUAUUUUAGCAGCAAGAGGCUGUUCGGCUGUUUUCUUUGGCACCCUCUACUGGAUGUUGAAAGAACAACUUCAACCAUCUCCGACCUUCAGUUAACUGUUUUUUUUUUCUUUUGUUUUUCAGCCAAAGAAGAAGAAAGACAGACACCAGAUGAAGCCGAUACUGCCGGCUACAGACACAGCAUAUGGGACUCUGAAUGUGAUAGUGUCGGGUUAUGACCUGGUGAUAGUGGAGCAUUACUCACAGUACAUCCACAACCUCUGCAACCGGCUUGGCAUCAAAGUGUCAGAAAGGUGAGGACGGUUCAGGUUUCUAAACCUCGGAUCUGAGUUUAUUUGUUUUUUUUUAACAAUGAAAACAGGUUUGACGAGAAACCAAAGUAGGAAACUAAAGUUACAGCCCGAAAAAGUAAUUUAAGACCGCAUCCUGGUCCGAGCAGAGACAGGAUUAACACAUUUCAUUUUCAACAAACUCUUCAAAAUAAAAGUCUCCAAUUAUAUGUAUUUGAAAAACCUUUAUUCUGAAACAGCCACCUUGAGAAAUGGCAGUACCUCAGUUGCACUACCCUAAGUUAAUUUUAAAAGAAUAAGAGAAAGCGUAGCUGAACUUUAACUUCCGACCCACUUAGACGAUAAAAAGGUGACAUUCGUACUGGCAGAUGGUUAACGGUAAUACGAAGAAUAUUCCCCUUUGUGUCUGCAGUUACGCUCUGCCAACCAAGAGCACAGAGGUCAUGCUGAUGCAGGAACAAGGCACCAAGAUGUACGUCGAAGCCCUCCUGAAGACCCACCAGAGAGUCGUCCAGGUAUCUGCCUGUGGUCACCCUCUUCCUGUUUCGCUGCUCCGUUGACUUCCUUGUGAUGUUUAACUGUGAUUUUACCGUGUUUGUGCAGUUGAGCAGUCUGGACGCCUCACUCUGUCCUCUUUUCAUGGAUGUUAUGUUAAAGUGUCAACCAGAAGGAGUUCAGCUCGCAGUGAAAGUGGUGAGUCAGCAGUUUUUUUUAAAUGUCACUACAUCGUCUUCAAUAACUAAACCGAACAAACCCUUCACAGUGUCUGGAUUGAUAUACUUAAAGUAAUGUUUCCACUUCUGCUCUCAGCACACGGAGGCCGAUUACCACGCUCGCUUCAAGGCUCGUCCAGAAAUGGAGGGGCUAAUGACUAAGUUACGCCACUAGCAGCUGUGGACCACAGGUGCUGCUCUGUUUAUUUAUUGUCCACUUUCUCUCUGUGACUGUGUGCAUUUACACUGACUGUAAACUGUACGUUCAACUCCUCUAGGAGGUUUCUCGUAGAUGAAACAUCAUCGUCCGUACCUACGAGAGUGAUAACGAGUUUGUAAUAAAGAAUUCAAUAACCUCA
This is a messenger RNA of Xyrichtys novacula (pearly razorfish), 2459 nucleotides long. NCBI's taxonomy places the organism in Eukaryota, Metazoa, Chordata, Actinopteri, Labriformes, Labridae. The record is from the annotation of a GenBank genome assembly.